CACCCUUUGAACAAGUAACAUAUAUCCCCGCCGGCGCCGGCGCCGAGCUCCCUGUAACAGGGGCUGCGCCACCAUGUCAGGCGACCACGAGGCCCAGGAGGAGGAACACCCACUUCCACCGCCACCGCCGCCGAAAACGCCGCUUCUACCGCCACCCACGGCGUCGUCGUUGUACAAACAGAACACGUGGUCGCCGGAGACUUUCCGCGACGAGGUGUGGCAGCGCCGGAAAGAGAACCACGGGAAACACCUGAAGCGGCGCAGCAAAAGCGUCACCGAUGAAGAUCUCAACGAGCUCAAGGCGUGUAUAGAACUCGGGUUCGGGUUCGACUCGCCGGAAAUGGACCAACGCCUCUCCGAGACUUUCCCGGCCUACAGCCUUUUCUACUCCGUCAACAAGCACCUCAACGACACCGUUUCAAAGACCGCCACCGCCUCCGAUUGCGACACCGCCUCCUCCGUGGGCAGCCCCGACACCAUGUUUGGCCCUGGAGAACGGCCAGAGAUUGUGAAGACGAGGUUGAAGCGAUGGGCACAAGUGGUUGCCUGUUCUCUGCGUCAUUCUUCCAACUAAUGUACGGUGAUGAUGAUGAGGAUGAUGAAGACGAUGAAUGAUCAGUACAGUGUAACAAAGACAACAGGUUUUUUGUUUUGUUUUUUUCCAUAAUGUUUGUGUUACAAGUUGAUGAUGAUGACGAUGAUUUGCCAUGUCUUUUCUUAUGCUCUAUAUUGUGUUCUUAUUCCUUUUUAAAGAAAUUGGUUCUUGAAAUUUA
Messenger RNA from Ipomoea triloba (trilobed morning glory), 773 nucleotides. RefSeq lists its product as uncharacterized. The record is from RefSeq and is a predicted model, not a curated record. Lineage: Eukaryota; Viridiplantae; Streptophyta; Magnoliopsida; Solanales; Convolvulaceae. The coding region runs from base 74 to 574 and encodes 166 amino acids. The transcript has 2 exons.